Annulohypoxylon truncatum is the source of this 1638-nucleotide messenger RNA. RefSeq lists its product as uncharacterized. The transcript has 3 exons. Lineage: Eukaryota; Fungi; Ascomycota; Sordariomycetes; Xylariales; Hypoxylaceae. Bases 332 to 1486 code for a protein of 384 amino acids. The record is from RefSeq and is a predicted model, not a curated record.
UCUAUCAUCACGAUGCCCAAUCCUCGACGAGAUUCGUCAUAGAUGAUACCAGCGACGCAUUUUCCGGGGCCCCGUAGCUUUUCCAUUGGCGAGAUGAAGCGAACUAUUGAUUAGAGUCAAGGACUUGGAGAUAAGGACUAGACGGACCCCGGACUGGCAGCGCCGGCUUCAUCAUCAUAAAUGGGAGCCUCGAGAACGCUUUUAUGACUUCGAUGUUGAGCUGCCAUUAUCUGCAUUGAUUUCAUUACCACCACUACCGGUGUAAUCACUUUUCCCACAUUUAGAAAUUUUUUCGUAUCUACCCUGAUACAUUUGCACCUUUAUAUUCCAAAUGGCCGCUGCAGCAGUAUUGCCAGCUCCCGUUGACACUAAGCGGAACUGGACUCCGAUCAUUACGGCACCUGCUGUGUCAACUGUCGGAAAUGAUGCCUUUGAUCCCUCGCGACACCUUGCCUUCAAGGAGACACCGAAGGUGUACACCAUGAAGGAGAUUGGUCUCCCUGAGGAUACUGGCAUCUCUCAGGUCGCUGUUUCAGAGCCGUUCCCUCUAUUCACAGAGGAGGCUGUUAUGAGGAUGAGGCAAGAGGUCCUCAGCCCUGAGGUUCUAAGCAACUGCCAGUAUUCCAGCAACUUGGCACAAUGCCAACUAAGAGGGUUCGCGAAUAAGUACGCACCUUUUGUGUACGACGUAUGGAAAAGCCCGGAGACGCUAGCUAUCAUCUCGAAAGUCGCAGGUAUCGACCUUGUGACUGAGAUGGACUUUGAAAUCGGCCACAUCAAUAUCUCGGUCAAAUCGGAGAAGGAGAAGGAGGAAGAGAUCCAAGCCUUCAACGACCGGGCCCAAUAUGAGGCCGACGAGGGCAUUGCGGGCUGUCCUUGGGAGGAUGACAAGCCCAUUGUGGACUGGCACACGGACAGCUACCCCUUCGUCUGCGUGACCAUGCUUAGUGACUGCACUACUAUGAUCGGAGGCGAGACGGCCCUCCGCACAGGUAACGGAGAGGUCAUGAAAGUGCGAGGUCCUCAAAUGGGCUGCGCGGUGGUGCUUCAAGGUAGAUACAUAGAGCACCAGGCUCUACGAGCACUUGGCACGGCGGAGCGUAUCAGCAUGGUAACUUCGUUUCGGCCACGAUCCCCUAAGGUGCGAGAUGACACGGUCUUAACGACCGUUCGACCCAUCUCCAACCUCUCGGAGCUGUAUAACCAGUUCAGCGAGUACCGCCUUGAGAUUCUCGAGGAGCGUGUCCGACAGCAGUUGAAGGAGCUACGUGAAGCUAACAGUGCCGGUCGCAAGAUUGCAACACGCAAGCUGAAAGCCUUCUUCGAGGAGCAGGAGAAAUUCCUUGCUCAUAUGAACCGUGAAAUGGUCGAUGACGAGAACGUCAUGAUGGGAAGCAUUGACGACAGCCACCUUCUCACGAAGAGCGGCGAGGCGACCGCUAAGAAAGCGGAUUCCAAGUCCAAGAAACGCCCUAGACGUUCCUAAAGAGCGAGCCUAGAAGGGAAUGUGUAUGCAGUUAUACACGUGUGGUUAUAGUUCUAAACUUAAGGUCACAUUAGGCCUGACCUUGUUCUAUUUAGGUACCCGCUAGUAUGAGAUGGUCAUAUGAGCAGCAAGGGGAGAUGAUUAUUUGAAAC